CCCUAUUUCUCUCCGUGCGGCAGAUUUCCGUGGCGAUUUAAACCACUUCCCCUCUUCCUCUCCGAUUCCGCUACCCCUCGAAUACGAUCGAGCGACCGCCUGCGCUUCGUCCUCCGGUAGCUUCUCCGCGCCUCCGCCUCUCUUCCUCCCUCCACCAUGGCGUCCUUGUUUAGGGCUCGCCGCGAGGCGCCGGAGGAGGGUGGAUCGGGCGGGAAGAUCCUCCGCGACCGGCGAGGAGGCCGGGAGGCGCAGCCUUCCCCCUACGCGCGCCCUCCCCCGCUCGCCCUCCCGCCGCCUCCACCUCCUGCCGGGAGCCCUAGGUGGCUUCUCGGCCUCGUCUCCGGGGCCGGGAAGCUCAUCUCAUCCGCGUUCCGCUCCGACGGAAGCUCCCCCGACUCUUCCGCGUCAUCUUCUUCCUCCUCUACUAACUACAGCCCUCGAUCCGAUGAAGAGGGGAAUGUUGAUGCACCUAAAAUGCUUACUGGACCCAAACAAGGUUUGGAUAAUUCAGAUGUGAUUGCUGACUACGUGGAGGGAUCACGUGCUAUUGUUCCAAUAAGUGAAACCAAACUUGCUAUUCAGAAGUUGCUCUCACAGGAGACUUUCUCAAGGGAUGAAUGUGAAAGAUUAACUAAGUUAUUACAAUCUCGAGUGGUUGAUUCACCAUCAGCAAAUAGGGUUCUUGGCAACAUUGUUCAUUCUCCUCAACCUUGGCUAUCUUCGAAGCAGAGUCCUAACUUAAUUGGAUCCGUUCCAUACUCUCCUGGUGAUUCUUCUCCCAAGACACCGGCCUUUGGUGCAUCUGUUGUCCACAACGCGGCUAUUAUGGAAGCUAAGAAAUGGCUGGAGGAGAAGAAGCUAACAUCGAAGUCCAAGGUUGAUCUUGCUGUAGAACCUUGCACUUUGAAUACCAAUAUGCUUCAUUGUGAUGCUCAUGAUGAUGUAUCACCAGUGGAUUUGGCGAAAUCAUAUAUGCAAUCCCUUCCUCCUUGUCAGUCUCCGAGCUUUGAUACUAGUACUCUGAAAUCUACUAUGGAUAGCAGGGUGAAUCUUUUCCCUGAUCGGAGCAACCAGGCAACAAGUACCAAUUCUUUGUCAUCAUUCAAGGAAUUUAAGAGAAAGUAUCUCUCUGCCAGAUUGUGGGAAAGCCCAGACGAUACUAGUAAUAAGAAACCCCGUUUGGCAGAUACUUGGCUGGAGAGUUGUUCCUUCAAACAAAUUGAUUCCCGGGAAUUAUUUCAAAGAAAAACUUCAAAGAUCUCAUCAGCAGCAAAUGAGAGGGAUCAUGACUUUUUAAGAACAAUGCAAUUUUCAUCUUCUUUAUCAUCUAUGGAGAAUGUCAGUGCUCCUGCGAAGUCAUUAACUGAGCAUGUUGAAAAUUUUUGUUCCAAGGACGUUCGUAACUUAGUUGAUAAAACUUACUCUGCCAACCCGUCUACACUACCACUCACAGAUAAAUCCACCUCCACUACCUUUACAUCAGAACCCAAGAAAAUACUUAAGGAAGUGGUGGCACCAAAGGAAAUUGCAUUGUCAAUGCCAACUGUGAACACUUUAGAUUCCACUGUAUCAGAUGGACCUACAGGGACUAACUUGUAUAUUUACUUGGAUGCAAAUCAGGAUGUCAGCAACUUGUCAACUGUGCAAGAAGAGAUUGUUGAGAAUAAUGUUCCUCGUGAAUCUUUCAUUUCAGCUUCAACAUCAAUGGUGCCUGGCGGAGAUUCCAGAUACCCCACGCCUCAUAUUGAAAAAGUAAUUGAGACACCAGAUCGUGACGUUGAUGAUGCUACAUAUCUCAAGAAUAUGGUUCAUGCUUCUAGCGCAAAUAAAACUACUUCUGGGGUAAUCAAGGCCAAUAAUUCUACAGAAUUGAACCUAGAUUCAGAAUCAAACCUGCACGACAUGGUUACUUGUUCACUGCAUGGAAUAGAUGGAUUGGCAAAUGAAUUCAACACCAAUGGUGGGUCCUCGGAGUCAAAUCCCAAUCCACAACCUGUGUGCCAGGUAAACGAGAGUGCUACCCAAUGUAGCAAUGGCGACCAAACUGCAAUCACAACUGAAGCAACAAUUUACGUGCCUCCAACUGUCAAUCCACCAGUCGCCCAAGAAACGGACAACACUGCAACUAAAUCGCAGAACGGCACAACAUUCAAGUCAAUCGAGCAUAUUCUGAUUGAACCUCAGCCAAGCAGUAGAAACCCAAAGAAAAGAGCAAUAGUUAAAGUAGGAAGAGGAAGAGGAAGAGGAAGAGGGCGUGGAAGAGGACCCAAGUGAUGGUCACCUAUAUCCCGGUCAGUGUAUUUGACAGGAACAAAACAAAUGUUCCAGCUAUUUGAUGUCCGGUUCUAUGUUCAGUGGAUCGUAUGCUGGCCAGUGUACACUAGGUAUUAUUACUGAAGUUAGGACUCAUCUAGAUGUUUAGCUUCAUUUUAUCGGCAUCCAUUUCAUAAGUCGGUGCCUAUUUCUCAUGUUGUGUGUUUGUAUCAUCCUUUUGGUUUUGUAAUCUCGGUGCGACAUAGGAUUGUCGCCAAAUCUCAUGUAGUGUAGCUGAAAAUGUUUCUGUGAAAUUUCACGAUCAGUUGCCUGUUAAACAUUAGAGGAUUGUGAAUGCUGCGCAUCUCAUAAAACACAAUUCCAUUGAAUUAAUGAUUAUGUACUUAUGUUGAAAUGUAACACUCUUUCUUGUA
This is a messenger RNA of Zingiber officinale, 2687 nucleotides long. RefSeq lists its product as uncharacterized. NCBI's taxonomy places the organism in Eukaryota, Viridiplantae, Streptophyta, Magnoliopsida, Zingiberales, Zingiberaceae. The record is from RefSeq and is a predicted model, not a curated record. Gene Ontology annotation, biological process: nuclear membrane organization. Gene Ontology annotation, cellular component: nuclear envelope. The transcript is spliced from 11 exons. The coding region runs from base 157 to 2274 and encodes 705 amino acids.